AUGCGCUCUAGUAGUAUUCUCUGCGCCCGACAGGCCGCUGUGGCGGCCCUCCUCACGGCCCCCAUUCCAACACCAUUCCCCGCUCCCAUCUCCCAACGGCCUCCUCCACUCUCUCCAUCCGCCCCUCUCAUUCCAACGCCGAUGCGGGGAACAUUUAUUGAUCGCAAACCCGCAUGGGCGUUAUUUAAUAAAAAUCACGCCGUAAAGUCCUUCCGCCAUCGUGUGAUCACCAGCACAGAUGUCUCUCACCGCCCCCUGCAGUUUCACCUUAGCGAGGAAACAUCAUCUAAACAACAACAACAACAGAAAGAAGAAGCGCAGAAACCCACCGCAGAGGCUCCUGUUGGAUACGGUGAACAAUUGGAUGAAGUCACGGCACGUUGGGCGGCGAAAUUUUACGGUCAAGUGACAUUUGGUCCACGCAAUUAUCCAUAUCCAUCCUCACGAUGGUUAGCACGUCGGUUUAAAAUGAAAAAGCAUAAGAUUAUUAAGAGAUUUCGCUUUCGACGAUAUAAGUUGGCAGCGGUAGCGAAUCUGCCAUUUGCAAAGAUGAUUCGUGUUGGAAUGCUCCCGGAACUGAAGAGUAGUAAAACAAAGAAGGGUGAUGCGUUGGAUGCGGAAUUGACUGGACAACUCGUUACAGCCGUGCGAAGUGCUGGUGGGAAACAGAAGGGACAUCGUGGACGACCAAAGUCAAAGUACCAGGUGUAA
Molecule: messenger RNA, 711 nt
Organism: Trypanosoma theileri
Lineage: Eukaryota; Euglenozoa; Kinetoplastea; Trypanosomatida; Trypanosomatidae
Exons: 1
Coding region: 1-711 (236 amino acids)
Source: RefSeq, a predicted model, not a curated record